GGGUCCAUUGCCUGGGGCCUUGAAGGCCACUGUGAGGACUUGGGUUUUUACUCCGAGUGCAUUGAGAGCCACUGGAGGACUUUGAAGAGAGGAGUCACCUGCUUUGAGUCAGGGCAGGAGGUUGAGGGGGAGGGUAGUGACCUGACCGCCAUUGCCAUUCUGGGGAGAGACCCUGGGGGCUUGUAUGCACAGCAUAGAGGCCAUGGGAAAAUAUCAGAUUUUCCGAUUUGGGGUCAAGUUUGAAGGUAGGGUCAGGAGGAUUUGGAUGUGAGAGAAAGGUGGAGUUGGGGAUGACUUGAAGGUUUUUGGCCCGAGAGUCUGGAAGCUUAGAGCUGCCAUCUCCUGAAAUGGGGGCUGUUUAGGGGGAGGAGCUGGAAUGCUGACUUGUGCCUACUAUGUCUGAGAUGCCCGUUAUGGGUCCACGGGCAGGUGCCUAGGGGCAACUGGGAAAGUUUAAUAGGUGGGGUUGGAGCUGGAAAUAAAAUUUGGGGCUGGCAUUUAGAGCUGUAAGAGCCGGCGAACUCACUUAGGGAGAGAGUGGUACAGAGAAGAGAGACCCGACCUGGGAGCUCUGGGGCUCCCAGCAGCAGGAGCCAGCCAAGGAGACAGACAGACGGAGUGGCCAGUGGGAUGGGAGAAGUCAGAGAUGGGGUGUCCCUGAUGGCAGGGAAGAGCGUGCUGCGAGGGGAGAGAGAGCCGUUCUGAUAGAUGCCUUUGGCCUAGCCAGCUGGUCGAGGGCUGAGAACCCAGCUGAGACAAGGACAGUCUGGGGGGCUGUGCCUGGAGGGGACAGGUGGGAAAGAAUGGAGGACAGCAGUACAGACAACAGACGGGAUUCCUGCUGUGAUGGGAGGUUGGAGAAUUUGGAAUUGGAGCUGCUAGAGGAAGAGAAGCCUCUGGGUGUUGGUGGGAAAUGGUCUGAACAGUUGAUAUAGGGGCAAGAAACAGGACUUUAGGGACAAUUUUUAUGAAAUAGGGGAUGAUUGGUCAUCUGUUUUCCCUCAUGCCCAAUUGAAGCCAAAGCAGGAGAAACUUAAGUUGGACAUGAUGGUGAACUUCCUGAGCUGGUUGUUUGAGGACCGCAGCAAAGCCAGGUUCUCCCCCAGGGACGUUUACAGCAAGAAAGGACAAUGCCUGCUCAGAGACAGGGUUUUGACCAAAUGCAUCCUUGGGGAUUCUUCCUGCUUUUGAGGUUUCUGGAAGGAGGCCAGGGAAGAGUUGGGGCUUUCCAGCUGCUGAGGGGGACAGAGCAUCAGCCCUUAGAGCUCAGGCCUGCCUCUCCUUCCUGGUGUCUGCAGAUCCUUGAUGUCACUGGUUGGAUGUGUGUGGCUCAAGCAUUUUUCAGUUGCUCCAGACUUGGGGUGUUUGGGAAGGACUCCUGCUUACUCUCCCAGGUUUUCCCCGGGGGUGAGCACAACUGGAGGGUGUGUCUCAGGUCCAGGGAGUGGCUCAGUGCAGGUCAUGGUGGAUGCACAAGGCUUUACAGCAGAACUGAUGAGAAGGACCUAGUUACGGCACAGUAGCUUGGCCAACUCUGGCUUCCAGGCCAUCCUUCUGGGAUUUCCCCGGGAAGUGGGGUCUGGGUGAAUCCAGACCUGCCAGCGUUGUGCCACUCAGCCUUGGCCUUCCUGCUCAAGGCUGUGCCUGCUCCAUCAAGCCUAAUGAUCUUUGCAGGGGGAGAGUGUGGUCUAGGUUCUCUGGAUACAGAGGAGGGAGGAGCUGUCCAUCCUCAGGCAUCGGCUAGGUAAGAGGAGUGGGUAUUGUCCGGUCUCAUGUGAACUUUGCAACAUCUUUAUUUCCUGGCUGCACGCCUGCCCUCCAGGCAUGGGGUCAGAGGGAGAGUGCCCACCCCAUGUCUGGGCUCUUCCCAGAGGGUGGUGGUUCUUUUCCCCAGGUCCUGGGCAGGAGUGGCAGUGGUGUUGGGGUUUCCACAGCCAAGAGUCAUGCCAGGGCCAAGCCCAGAGGUCUUCCUACCUGUCCUGUUCUUCCCUCUCCCAUCUCUCCAUGUCUGCCCUCCUGACUUCUCUGCCUGGCCGUGGGCCCAGGGCGGAGGCCUGCCUGGCCAGAGAGAAUGGCCCUAUAGAAGCCUCUAGAUGGGGAAUGCCCUCCCGAGCUUCCAGACAUGCAGGCAACUUUGCCUUACCUUGUCUCCUCUCUGGCCAGCCCAAGGCUUCCAACCUGAGUGCUGGCAACAGUCUGAGUUGGAGAUGACUCCUUUCCCUUCCCUUGGCUGGCAUAGGAGGGCAGGCACAGAAUGUUCCAGGCCCUCCCCUUCCUCGGUAGAUUUUUGACUCAUGAGCAUUCCCACCGUGCCUCCCCGAGGCUCUGCCCUGCGCCAAGCUUAGGGAUGCCAGGAUGAGUAAGACCCAGGCUUCUACUCUGGCCGAGAAGGGGGAGAGACACAUAAACAGCAUACAGGAGAGAGACAAAGUCUCCAAGGGCCUUGGCGUCUCCUCCCUUGAGUAACUCAGAAUGUCCGUGUUUUGGAAAAAGAAGGAGGUGUUCCUCUUCCUCUAACCUUUUGCUUUCGCUUUCUCUGGGCACUGUACCCGUCCAUGUCCCUGAUCCCUGUGACAGUCGCGGCAUGGACCCACCCGAGAGACUUUCUCUGCUGCUUGGGGACCCUCCCGGGGCCUGGAGCUCAGAGAAAUCAAAAACUUCCCCUCAAACUCCCAGAGCCCAGAGCCUGAAGGCUGAGCCCAGAGUUAUGAAAUGUGUACCCAGGAGGCUUUCCAGGCUCAGAGGAGCCAGCUGGUGGGGUUAAUUGUCUCGGGGUCCCUGGAGGGCUUCGAGAGCAUCCUGGACUGGCUGCUUUCCUGGGAAGUCCUCUCCUGGGAAGACUAUGAGGGCCUCAGCCUCCUGGGCCAGCCGCUCUCACACUUGGCCAGGCGCCUCCUGGACACUGUCUGGAACAAGGGCACUUGGGGCUGUGAACAGCUCAUCGCGGCCGUCCGGGAGGCCCAGACCGACUACCAGGCUCGGGAGCUGUCCAGCUGCUGGGACCCCCACUCGCCCCACCCAGCCCGGGACCUGCAGAGUCACCGGCCAGCCAUCGUCAGGAGGCUCCACAGCCACGUGGAGGGCGUGCUGGAUCUAGCCUGGGAGCACGGUUUCAUCAGCCAGUAUGAAUGUGAUGAAAUCCGGUUGCCCAUCUUCACGUCCUCCCAGCGGGCAAGGAGGCUCCUCGAUCUUGCCACAGUGAAGGCGAAUGGGUUGGCUGCCUUCCUUCUACGUCAUGUUCAGAAAUUGCCAGUCUCGUUGGCCCUGCCUUUUGAAGAUGCUGCAUGUAAGAAAUAUAUGUCCAAGCUAAGGACCACGAUAUCUUCUCAGUCUCGCUUUCUGAGCACCUACGAUAGGGCAGAGAAUCUUUGCCUGGAGGAAAUAUACACAGAGAAUGUUCUGGAAGUCCGGACAGAACGGGGCCUGGCCGGACUCCCACAGAAGAGCCCUGUGACGCUGGGCCUGGAGGAGCUCUUUGGCACCCGUGGCCACCUCAAUGAAGAUGCAGACACUGUGCUGGUGGUGGGCGAGGCGGGCAGCGGCAAGAGCACACUGCUACAGCAGAUGCACCUGUUGUGGGCCUCAGGGCGUGACUUCCAGGAAUUUCUCUUCGUCUUCCCAUUCAGCUGCCGACAGCUGCAGUGUGUGGCCAAGCCGCUGUCUGUGCAGACGCUGCUUUUUGAGCACUGCUGUUGGCCUGACCUUGGCCAACAGGAGGUCUUCCAGUUCCUCCUUGACCACCCCAACCGUGUCCUCUUAACUUUCGAUGGCUUUGAUGAGUUCAAGUUCAGGUUCUCGGAUUGUGAGCGUCACUGCUCUCCGACCGACCCCACCUCUGUCCAGAAUCUGCUGUUCAACCUUCUGCAGGGCAACUUGCUCAAGAACGCGCGCAAGGUGCUGACCAGCCGUCCGGAUGCGGUGUCCGCACUGCUCAGGAAGUACCUGCGUUUGGAACUCCACCUCAAGGGCUUCUCGGAAGAGGGCAUCGAGCUGUACCUGAGGAAGUGCCACCGUGAGCCGGGGGUGGCCGACCGCCUCGUCCGCCUGCUCAAAGCAACCUCACCCCUGCAUGGGUUGUGCCACCUUCCUGUUGUCUCGUGGAUGGUGUCCAAAUGCCACCAGGAACUGUUGUUGCAUGGUGGCGGGUCCCCAAAGACCACCACGGAUCUGUACCUGCUGAUCCUGCAGCAUUUUCUGCUGCAUGCCUCCCCACCAGACUCGGUGCCCUGCGGUCUGGCACCCGGCCUGCUUCAAGGCAGGCUCCCCUCCCUCCUACACCUGGGCCGGCUGGCUGUCUGGGGCCUGGGCACAUGCUGCUACGUGUUCUCAGACAAGCAGCUCCAGGCAGCGCACAUCGACAGCGAGGACAUUUCUCUUGGCUUCCUGGUGCAUGCCAAGAGUGUUGUGCAGGGGGGCACAGCCCCCCUGGAAUUCCUGCACAUCACCUUCCAGUGUUUUUUUGCAGCCUUGUACCUUGUGCUUAGUGCUGACUUGUCGCCGUCCUUGCUCAGACAACUCUUCAGUUGUCACGGGCCACGCAGCUCGCUGCUGGCCCGGCUGCUGCCCCCCAUGUGUGUGCCACGCUCAGAGCACCAGGAGGGCAGCAUGGCCGCUUUGCUGCAAGAGGCUGAGCCCCACAACCUCCAGAUCACAGCAGCCUUCCUGGCGGGGCUGCUGUCCCGGGAGCACCAGGGCCUGCUGGCUGGGAGCCAGGUGUCCAAGAAGGCCCUGCUCCAGCGUCAGGCCUGUGCCCGCAGCUGUCUGUCCUGCAGCCUCCGCAAGCACUUCCACUCCAUCCCUCCGGCCGUGCCGGGGGAGGCCAAGAGCAUGCACGCCAUGCCUGGCUUCAUCUGGCUCAUCCGGAGCCUGUACGAGAUGCAGGAGGAACGGCUGGCCCGGGAGGCCGUGCGGGGGCUCAAGGUCGGGCACCUGAAGCUGACGUUUUGCGGCCUGGGCCCCGCAGAGUGUGCUGCCCUGGCGUUUGUGCUGCGGCACCUUCAGCGUCCCGUGGCCCUGCAGCUGGACCACAACUCUGUAGGGGAUGUUGGUGUGGAGCAGCUGCUGCCUUGCCUCAACGUCUGCAAGGCUCUAUACUUGCGGGAUAACAACAUCUCAGACCGAGGCAUCUGCAAGCUCGUGGAGCGUGCCCUGCACUGUGAGCAGCUGCAGAAGUUAGCACUCUUCAACAACAAACUGACCGAUGGCUGUGCACCCUCCAUGGCCAGGCUUCUCUCGUGCAAGCGGAACUUCCUGGCGUUAAGGCUGGGGAAUAACCACAUCACUGCCACAGGAGCCCAGGUGCUGGCCGAGGGGCUCAGAGCCAACGCCUCCUUGCAGUUCUUGGGGUUGUGGGGCAACAAGGUGGGUGAUGAGGGGGCCCAGGCCUUGGCUGAAGCCUUGGGGGAUCACCAGAGCUUGAGGUGGCUCAGCCUAGUGGGCAACAACAUUGGCAGCACAGGGGCUCAAGCCUUAGCGUUAAUGUUGGAAAAGAACGUGGUGCUGGAAGAACUCUGCCUGGAGGAGAACUGUCUCCAGGAUGAAGGUGUGUGUUCUCUUGCCGAAGGACUUGAGAGGAAUUCAAGUUUGAAAGUUCUGAAGCUGUCUGACAACCGCAUCACCUACUUUGGGGCAGAAGCCCUCCUGCGGGCCCUGGAAAGGAAUGACACCAUCCUAGAAGUCUGGCUCCGAGGCAACUCAUUCUCUGCUGAGGAAGUGGAGAGGCUCGGCCAGAGAGACACCAGAUUCUUGCUCUGAAGCCUGGGGGCCAAUGUUGAUCUCAGCAUGUUUGUGAGCAGGCUGUGGGUUUGGACCCCUAAAGCUGGAUUACAGAGCCGUGUCCUGCCCAGGUCAGGGCUGGUGGAGUGGGUCAUCUCUGUGCCAGCAGAGGAAGGAGCAACAGGGUCCUUCAGAGCAAACUUUUCUGCAGCCGAUUUUGCGUCCGGUUCUGCCCAAGAUUCAGUCCACGGAAUGUAGCAGAAGGGCAGCUCCUCCCUGCCUCCUGCUGAUCUGACACAGGACAGCGGGGCCCAUGGAUGUUAUCGUAUCCUUGUGGAUUCGAGAACUGGAUCCGCAGGAGAGGCCCCUUCCUGCCUGACUCACAAUGAGGAGGGGAACUCAGAACGCAACUUUCUGCCAGGUUUUCACUCCUGGGUGGUCAUCUCUCCAGGCUGUUCCCCACAUCUGGGCCCUCCCCCCAUUCUGGAUCCCCCUGCACGUGGGAAGGAUUCAGAAUACUCGAUGUUUUCAGCUUUGACAUUUAGAGCCACAAAUGCAGGGUGGGAAGGGCUAUAAUUUACCUGCUGUCCUUCCCGAUACUUAAGACAUUAUUGAAAGGGGACACGUGACAGCCACUUAGUUCCCCCAGACAUUCUGGAUUUUCAAGGAAAAUAAGACCACACUACAGCUGAUAUCGCACACACACUUUUAUUGCUGGGGAAAUCAAUUAGUCUUCAGUUAAGCUUUUGGAAACCGCUCUCCACCCAAACGCAGUGUUGUAGAAUCAGUCCUGGCCAGGAUUUGGAGCGAUUCCCCCAGGGCUCUGGCUGGUGCCUGGGAGAGGGACUCUGACAGCAGACUUCCAAAAUAGAUUCAGAAGAGGUGGUUUGGUGUUACGUGAUAGAAAGUUAUGGAUCAGAAGUUUACAGGGGCAAGAUCAAAGACUUUUCCUUAUAAGACAGAUGUUUUCCUGGACUUUUUUUUUUUACCCCCCCCAAAUGAUGCAUGUUGAAGCUUCUGUAUGAACACUGGUUAAUAUUUACAAACCACUUUGUUUUAUUCUCCCCAGUUUGUUUUUUAUAAAAAAUACAACCACGGAUUUUACACUGUAAAUAGUCAUAGCGAAGAAAACGGUGGAGAACCCUCCCCCCACCCAAGCUGUCUUCAUUGUGACCAAAUAUUUAAAAAAAAAAAAAAAAAAAUCCUGAACGUUGUCAGAUAUUAAAGCAGCAGUUUUUUACUUGGAGAGGGAAGAAUGAUGUUUGGACCAGAACACUUAUUGUUUAGGGCAAAGGCAAUUCUUAGAACUAGGCCCUGCAAACAAAACGGCUCUGGGCUUUGGCUUAGAAAUGCCUAAUGCUGCGUGAAGUCUGAGGCUGUGCGUAAGUCUCAUGGUGCCCUGUGGGGUGGCAAGGCCAAUGUGGGCUCCAGGAGUCUUUAGCAGGAGAAGGAUGGAGAAGGUUCUGGAACAGCUCUUCUCAGCAAGCAGCCUCCUGGGAAGGUCUUGCUGAAAUAAUUCUCAGCUGCAUUUAAUAAGCUCAGGGGGCUCCUCACCAAAGUGAGAUCCACUCCCUGGCCAGGUUUUGUGGGCUUGGCUUGCGAAAUGCAGCGGCAUGUCCGUGGGAUCCCGCGUGUGGGCUUGCCUGUGGGCUCUCUGCUCGUGGUGUUCGUUUCUGUCCAGUCCACUGUUCUGAGACAGAAGAUUGGGAGGGAGGUGGGGAUCGACUAGGCCAGCUUUCCCUGAGGAGUCAACACAGCAGUCUGUGCAUGUGGCAGCAUCAUGGAUUGUAAAUUUCAUUUUCCUGAAAUUCCUUCAGCAAUGAUUUAUGGGCCAGAUAUGGUAGGAGCAUCGGUGGAAGAACAACAGAGACACAAUCCCGGUUCUCAAGGCACUUAGGUUGGUGAGGAGGGGAGAGGUGGGCAGAAAACUAGUGAACUGGAAGAUACAGAAAAUAAGGUCCACUGUGGUAACUG
Lutra lutra (Eurasian river otter) is the source of this 7689-nucleotide messenger RNA. RefSeq names its product nucleotide binding oligomerization domain containing 2 (gene NOD2). NCBI's taxonomy places the organism in Eukaryota, Metazoa, Chordata, Mammalia, Carnivora, Mustelidae. Gene Ontology annotation, biological process: response to muramyl dipeptide; defense response to bacterium; regulation of apoptotic process. The transcript has 12 exons. The coding region runs from base 2713 to 5754 and encodes 1013 amino acids. Gene Ontology annotation, molecular function: protein binding. The record is from RefSeq and is a predicted model, not a curated record. Gene Ontology annotation, cellular component: cytosol.